UGUUAUAUACGACACCGGUGUCGUACUUCCUUAUAUACGACACCUACCAUUUCUUGGCCCACAGGACUCCAAUCGGCGUACAACAAAAUGCGCUGUGUAGCCACGGCCCGCAGCUAUCAGCCCAUACCAUUUUGGGUCAAAUCGGCCAAGUGGUUGCGGAGAAAGAGCCGAAAAUAGGGGGCUCCGCAACUUACCGAGGGGGUGUCAGCGACGUUCCGGUCAUAACUCCUUGCACAGACAUUGCCUGAUCGCACGUACACUCGCGAUGAGUAGGUACAGGCCAGAGCUAUCGUUCAAGCCGCUGUGGGGCGAAAUCCACCCAGUCAGUGCCAUGGUACCUUACACCCGGCGGGACACUGUCCCCGAGGGCGGUGUCGUAGAGAAGCUUAUAUACGACACCGCCCGUUUCUUGGCACACACGGCGCCGAUGGACACCACACCACGUGCACUACAUUGUUAUGGUCCAUAGCUAUUGUUCAAGCCGCUGUGAGGCGAAAUCCAAUCAGUCAGUGCCAUGGUAGGCCUACACCCGCCGGGACGGUAUCCCCGAGGGCGGUGUCGUAG
This is a messenger RNA of Ectocarpus sp. CCAP 1310/34, 564 nucleotides long. The record is from the annotation of a GenBank genome assembly. NCBI's taxonomy places the organism in Eukaryota, Phaeophyceae, Ectocarpales, Ectocarpaceae.